Molecule: messenger RNA, 1813 nt
Organism: Callorhinchus milii (elephant shark)
Lineage: Eukaryota; Metazoa; Chordata; Chondrichthyes; Chimaeriformes; Callorhinchidae
Gene: arl6ip4
Product: ADP-ribosylation factor-like 6 interacting protein 4
Exons: 4
Coding region: 507-1262 (251 amino acids)
Source: RefSeq, a predicted model, not a curated record
GGUCACGUGAGGCGGAGCCGGAGAAGAUGGAGUCGGUGUGAGAGCGGCAGCUGCUGAGUCCGGAUCUCGGGUUAAAGUUAUAUAUAUGUAUAUAUAUAUAUUUAUAUUCCCGGAGAAUCGUCUCCAAUAAUAACAAUAAUUAUAUAAACAGUAAUAGUUCUCGGGGCCCCACAUCCCGGGAGCCUCGGCCCCGGGGGGACCCGCGCAGAACCGGAGGGAAAGGUUUACUGUGACUGAGGCUGUUUCGUCUCUGACAACAACAACAACAACAAUAAUAAUAAUAAUAAUAAUAAUCGUUGCAUUUGAUACAGCGCCUCGUGCGGCGGAGACGUCUCCCGAAGCGCUUCGCCGGUCGCCGCUGCGAAGCGUAGUGACUGCGUCUGACCCCGGGAGCACGAGCGGAGGAUGCCACGGGCCGCCCGCGGGACCUCGGGGCGGCUCACGUAGGGAGCGAUUCGCUGCCCUUUGAACGGACCGAGGGGUUGGGGGAGGGGGAGGGGGGUGCGAUGGGCCGGAGUCGUUCGAAGGAGAAGUGCCGGGACAGGAGCCAAAGUGCUUCUCAGGACAGAACCCGGAGGAAAGAAGGGACGGAGGAGGGAAAGCAGAGCGGCGGCGGCGCCGGGUCAGGCGCACGGCAUCGCGGCCGCAGCUCGGCCCCGGCUCCCAGGCCGGCAGAGGACGGGUCGCGGAGGAAGAGAGUCGGGAGGAAAUCCAGCUCGUCGUCUGACUCCUCGUCUCCAUCCUCCUCCUCCUCCUCCUCCGCCGCCGCCUCCUCCUCCUCGGAAGAGCCUUCGGGGGUGGAGAAGUGCGGGAAAAGGCGACGCCGGUCGAAGGGGAAAAGCGUCAAAAAGGCGAAAAAGAAGAAAAGUAAGAAGCCCAAAAAACACAAGAGGAAGAAAAGUAAAAGCAAAAGCCGGAGGGACGAGAGUGCGGAGGUUGUGCCGGAGGAGACGUAUGAGGAUAUCCCUGGGCCCCCCGAGGUGCUGAACGACACCCUGACGGACGCUGAGAUCGCAGUGACGGACGAGCAGCAAGCUCGCAUCCAGGCAAUGCGUCCGAUGACCAAGGAGGAGUGGGACGCCAAGCAGAGCGUCAUCAGGAGAGUGGUGGACCCAGACACGGGCAGGACCAGGCUUAUUAAAGGCGACGGUGAGGUUUUGGAAGAAAUCGUCAGUCACGAGAGACACAGAGAAAUAAACAAGCAAGCCUCGGUGGGGGAUGGAUUGAGUUACCAGAAGAGAAUGGGGCUGCUUCGAAAGUGAGCCUUAGCUCAGUGCAGGCAAGAAAAGUACCAAGGCUUUUCCAUCUGUCUGUAACUCUAGGAAAGUUGCGUGGAGUUAUGUGUAUAUUAUAUAUUCAUUACUCGAAAGAAAGGUUCGGCACUGACAAUUUGUGUUGUAAAGUAGUGGGUUACAGGCACCGCAGCUGAGCUCCCUGUCGUUUUCCGCAACUCCUGCGGAUUGGAAGAGGAACUCGUGGGGGAAGGGAAUAGAACAUGGACAGGUUAUCCCUGUUGUGGGUUUAACUGAAGUAGGAACGAGUCUUAACAUGACGAAAAGGCAAAGCUUCGUGGCUGCAGGAUGGAUUUUGUACCUAGAAUUUCUGAACGUGUAGCAACAUGUUCCUUUAUUAAGAUCUUUAAUUUGGGGGUUGAUUUGCAAGUUGGGUAAAAUGAUGGGAGUUUAUAGCCGAUAAGUGUUAUCCUUUUGGUUGGUUGUUAAUCGGAGGUACUCCCACACGGUUUUACAGAUUCGCAAAGUACUUCCCAUUAAAUCCUAGAGCGAUUGGUAAACUCCUGUGUGUGUGUGUGUGU